Molecule: messenger RNA, 3062 nt
Organism: Pelodiscus sinensis (Chinese soft-shelled turtle)
Lineage: Eukaryota; Metazoa; Chordata; Testudines; Trionychidae
Source: RefSeq, a predicted model, not a curated record
AGUUGCGCUGCUCGUCGCGGGCCUCGAGGUUUCCGGAGUAGCCGCUCGGUGGGUUUGCAUCGCACCUGAGCAGCGUAGGACUGCAAAGCAGGGUGCGGUUGCCAAUCCCAGUCCCGCUGCGUGAGACCCCUCCUCCCCGCGCUUCCUCUGACAGGUGAGCGGUGCCGGGUGUGGGCAGAGGCGAUGAUCUUGUGCCAUGCGGAUCCAAAGAGCCCGGGAGCGCCGCGGACUGCUACAUAUUGCUGGCUAGGGUUUGGUGUAAUGCCCAGUAUGUGAAGUCACACCUGCAUCUGAAGAGCACUGAAGUCUUUUGAUGGGAACAAGAUACAUUAGAAGUCAAUUAUACCUCUUCCCACAGUAUCUAUAAAAAUGCAAGAAACAAAAUUGCGUGUUUCAUCUUCUUGCUAAUAGCAGCUUUGUUUAUUAUGAAAAGUGAAAGAGGAAAACAUUUUUUGGACAUCUUAAAAGUAGCUUUUGGAAGUGACAAAAAUGCUGUGUUUGAGACAUAUUUACUCAUUUGCACUGAGACGCUGCCAGUUUCGAACUUUGAGUAGUGACACAUUGCUCAGCCAGUUAAAUAGCUGCACAACUGAAGAUCAGGUCUUUGACCUUGUUGGAAAGAACAAAGCCAAACUAUCUGAAAAGCACGUUGGAAGUGCAAUUAGUCUACUCUGGAAAUUUCAAAAGGAGAAGUCCUAUCUAUUGAGGAAUAUUGACUAUGUAAAAAAUCAUUGCCAGUUUCUUACUCUUCGCAUUUUAGCUGAAAACAAAAUAGAAUUUAUGGAUAAUGAUCUCUUGGUGGAUACGCUGUAUAAUGUAAUGAGGUUCACUGUAGAGGCCCACGAUUCUUUAGUACAAGAGCUGGUUAUGGAAGCAUGGAGAAGAUUAGAAAGGUUUAGUCUGCCAAAUCUGUCUAAGUUUGCAAUGUGUCUAAAUGAUCAACAUAUAUACUUUAGCCCUCUAACUGGCAAAAUAGCAGAUAUCGUAAACAAGAACUUGGAUUCUAUACAGGACACAAGGGUCUUGUCGGUUUUGAUGGUCAGCAUAUCUAGUGUUACCUCACAUAGUUUUCAAAAACGAUUAAUAAAAAAGGCUGAAGUUCUGUUGGAAACAGCAAAUGUCAUCCAUUUCAAUCAUGCCAGAAGGAUGGUGCAGUUUCUUCGAAAUAUCAGACAAACUUACCGUCCAUUGCUGGAAAAGUGCAAUAAGGUCUUCCUUGAUAAUCCUAGUCAGCUUGAUCUAGACAACAUCAGUAUUCUCCUUGGACUAUACCAGUCUCUACAGUUCAACAAUACUGAAUUCCGAUUAGUCAUUAAACAGAAGCUGACUGAAAUUAUUGAUGAUUGUAACAAUCCUGUGAGCUUUGCAAAAUUAUUUGCAACUCUAGGACCGAUGGCAGGACCAGAGGUAAAAGAACGGUUAAUAGCAACUGCACUACUAGUGGUGGAAGAAUUUAACUGUCAACAAGCAUUAAUAGUAGUGGAGGCAAUGGAAGAAAUGGAAUGUAGAAAUUCACAUCUGAUUCAAAAAAUUGCUUCUCUUCUACAUAAAUACUUGGAUAAGUACAAACCAAUAGAAUUGGCAAAAAUAACACAAGCCUUGUUGCUGCUGCAUUGCCAGGACACAGAACUUUACACCAAAUUAAGACAAUUGCUAGCUGGGUACUUACGAACUAAUGUUAUGCCCACUGAAAUUUCUAUGCUAACUCGUGUUCUGUCCAUGCUUCCUUCUUGUCAAGUGGACGAAGUAGUGAUUAACAGGGUUGAUGCAGUUUUGCCUCAAUGCAGCUUAAGUGAUUUGAAUAGCUUAGCUACAGCUCUUGUCAGAUGGAUUCAUCAUGAUCGGGCACAUCAGCAAAGCACAGUCAGACCAUAUGCAAAGCUUCUACAGAAAUUAAGUAACUGCGGGUAUCAGAGGCUUCAAAAAGCCAGUGACUUGGAUGUGUUGCUAGAAGAACUUAGACAUAUAUCUGGAGAAUGGUUUGAAGAAAUGAUCAUUGAAGAAACAAUAAGUACUUGUCAGCGCUUGAUGGACCAAAUUACAUGGAUGAAUUUAUUAGAAUUUUCAUCUUUUCUCAUGAAAACAAACUAUCGCUGUACUCCUUUACUUGAUAGAAUAGCUUCUGUGGCAGCUCAGCAUAUAAGCAAGAUCUAUCCUUCUGGAAUCUAUACUAUUCUCCUCCCCUUUGCUAUUAUGAAUUAUGAUCCUCCUCAAAGUGAAGAGUUCUUUGAAACUUGCAUCCGACAUUUUAGUUCUCACUUAGGUUGUUUUGAGCCUCAUCUCUUGGUGCUGCUCGGUUACUCCUUGGCCAUCGCUGAGUAUUUUCCCCCAGUCCUGAUAAAUGCAAUAUUUAAUGUUGAUUUCCUAGGCAAACUGGAUGCCCAGCUUGAAACCCUACCAGAAUCCUUAAAUUGGAGAGUCCGGCUCCGCCUGAUGGAAUUGAACAGAGCCGUGUGUCUGGAAUGCCCAGAGUUUCAGAUCCCUUGGUUUCAUGAGCGCUAUUGUCAGCAGGUACAGCGUAAAGGCAAUGGCAACACAAAUAUAGCACAGGAGCAGAUUCAUAGAAUGCUGGGGGAGAUUCUGGGAGGAAGACAGUAUGCCAAAGCAUCUGUUCUCACACCUUACUACUAUAGAAUAGAUUUUGAAUGCAUUUUGGAUAAAAACAAAAAGCCUCUUCCCUAUAUGGAUCAGAAUAUAGUUUUGGCUGACUUAGUACAAUGGGGACCAGACAUUCAACUCCUGGGGAAGAAGGGGCUACCGCCAGGAGCACAGAGAAUUGCUGUGGAGUUUCUUGAUUCUAGAUCUUUUUGCAAAAAUUCAUGUCACCUCAAAGGAAAAAUUGUGAUGAAAAAAAGACAUCUGGAAAUUUUGGGAUACGAGGUGGUUCAGAUUCCUCACUUUGAAUGGAAUUCCAUGGAGCUAUCAUCAAAAGAUGCCUGGAUGAAGUAUCUGAAAAAGAAUAUAUUUGAAACAAAGUAAUACAGAGACACAAUCAUGAUAUAUAUUUUCAUAUAAACAUUUAACUUUUAUCAUGUAACAUUAAAUAUUUUGAAUUCUUAAGA